This is a messenger RNA of Harpia harpyja (harpy eagle), 4047 nucleotides long. It is a transcript of the gene THBS3, whose product is annotated as thrombospondin 3. Gene Ontology annotation, molecular function: heparin binding; calcium ion binding. The record is from RefSeq and is a predicted model, not a curated record. Gene Ontology annotation, biological process: cell adhesion. Gene Ontology annotation, cellular component: extracellular region. Lineage: Eukaryota; Metazoa; Chordata; Aves; Accipitriformes; Accipitridae.
CGGCCCGUUGUUAUGGAGCCAGGGGAAACAGGGGUAAACAGGGGCCGGGGAGCCGCGGGCCGCCCGCCCGCCUUGGCCGGGGCUCAGCGGGGAGCGGCUCGGCCGGCCCGAGCACCCCCGGGGGGGCGGUCCGGCAGCACAGACCGGCCCCAGGCGCUGCCCCGCGGGUCGCCGCCGCCCGAAGGUACGGCGGGGUCUCCCGCGGCGGCCCCGGCGCCCCCGCUCCCUCUCCCCGCAGCCCGGGGCGGAGGGGAGGGAGCUCCCGGGAUGAGCUCAUCGUGUUACUGCGGGGCUUGGGCCGGGUCCCGGUGCUGAUUUAUGCCGCUCAGCCUUCUCCAGGCAGGCUGGCUCCGCUCCGCUCGCUCCUCUCCCGCCUGCCCGGAGAGCACCGACGGGCCCGCGGGCUCCGCCUGCCCGGGGGGCUGGCACCUCGACCCGGGGUGCCCUGGCAAAGCAGCCCCGCACCGUCGCCGCGCCGUCGGCUGCCGGCGACCUGCGGGAAGACAACAGCUCUCCCGGGCUGGGAUGCUCCGGCGCUGCUGGGGCGGCUCUGGCUGGCGAGAAGGCGGCCCCAGACUGCCUGACCUCCCGGUGAACCGGUGCCUGCCACACUCAAUUUCUGUGAGCGGGAGCCGCGCCAGGGGCGGGUAGCGCCAGGGCGGCCGGUGGGUCGCCCGUAGCCCCGGGCCCGGUGCGCCGCGCCCUGCCCUGCCCCGCUCCUCUCCGCCGGCGGGGCUGCGGCCGGGCCGCCGCGGCCGAGCACCCGCCGGGGUCCCCGGGAUGCGCGCCCCGUGAUUGACGGCUCUUUGUUUCCUCCUCGCCGGCAGCGCCGGCCCCUCCCCGCUCGCGCCACCCCGCCCCGCCGCCGCUCUCCGCUCCGUACCGGCGGCAUGGGGGCACCGGCGGCCGCGGGGGGCCCGGUGCUCGGCGCGCUCCUGGCGCUGCUCCUGCUGGGCGCCGCCGCGGCGGCUCGCCCGGGGCUGCAAGUCAUCGACCUGCUGAUGGUGAGCGAGGCCCGGCAAAUGGCCAGCAUAACGCACAAGAUCCGGAUGGAGCUCCUGACAGUUAACGAUGUUUACCUCCUCUCCACCUUCCGCCUGCCCCCCAAGCAGGGGGGGACCCUCUUCGGCCUCUACUCCAAGAAGGACAACACGAGGUGGCUGGAGGUCUCCGUAGUGGGGAAAAUCAACAAAGUCCUGGUGCGCUACCUGCGGGAAGACAACAAGCUCCACUCAGUCAACCUGCAGCAUGCGCAUGUGGCGGACGGACAGAGCCACACCAUCAUCGUGCGCCUGAGUGGGCUGCGCGGGGACAUGCUGAGUGUGGAGCUUUACGUUGACUGCAAGCAGAUGGACUCCAGCGUGGGGCUGCCUGAGCUGUCGGAGAUCCCCCUGGCAGAGGUGGAGUCCAUCGAGGUGCGCACAGGGCAGAAGGCCUACCAGAGGAUGCAGGGGUUCGUGGAGUCGAUGAAGCUGAUCCUGGGAGGGUCCAUGAGCCGCGUCGGGGCCCUGAGCGAGUGCCCUUUCCAAGGAGACGAGUCCAUUCACAGCGCAGUGACAAGCGUGCUGGCCUCCAUCCUGGGCGAGCAGACCAAGGCGCUGGUCACGCAGCUGACCCUCUUCAACCGGCUUCUGACCGAGCUGCGGGAAGACAUUAGGGACCAGGUGAAGGAGAUGUCUCUGAUCCGCAACACCAUCAUGGAGUGCCAGGUCUGCGGCUUCCAUGAGCACCGGUCCCGCUGCAACCCCAACCCCUGCUUCAGCGGCGUGGACUGCAUGGAGACGUACGAGUACCCUGGGUACCGCUGCGGGCCCUGCCCACCGGGGCUAGAGGGCAAUGGCACGCACUGUGCCGACAUCGAUGAGUGCGCUCAUGCCAACCCCUGCUUCCCUGGCUCCAAGUGCAUCAACACGGCCCCUGGCUUCCGCUGCGAGCCCUGUCCCCGCGGCUAUCGGGGCAACACAAUCUCCGGCGUGGGGGUGGACUACGUGAGGGCCAGCAAGCAGGUUUGCACGGAUAUUGAUGAAUGCAACGAUGGGAACAACGGAGGCUGUGACCCCAACUCCAUCUGCACCAACACGCUGGGCUCCUACAAGUGUGGUCCCUGCAAGUCAGGGUUCGUUGGGAAUCAAACGUCCGGCUGUGUCCCACAGAAUUCCUGCAGCACUCCCACCUCCAAUCCUUGCGACAUCAACGGCUUCUGCAUGUUUGAGAGGAAUGGUGAAAUUUCCUGUGCAUGCAACGUGGGCUGGGCUGGCAACGGCAAUGUGUGUGGGCAAGACACGGACCUCGAUGGCUACCCAGACGAGCCCCUGCCGUGCAUCGACAAUAACAAGCACUGCAAGCAGGACAACUGCCGCCUGACACCGAAUUCGGGGCAGGAGGACGCCGACAAUGAUGGCAUCGGGGACCAGUGCGACGAUGAUGCCGACGGUGAUGGCAUCAGGAACGUGGAGGACAACUGCCGGCUCUUCCCCAACAAGGACCAGCAGAACUCGGACACUGACUCCUUCGGGGACGCCUGUGACAACUGCCCCAAUGUGCCCAAUAACGACCAGUGGGACACGGACAGCAACGGCGAGGGGGAUGCUUGUGAUAAUGACAUCGAUGGGGAUGGGAUUCCCAACAUGCUGGAUAACUGCCCCAAGGUGCCUAACCCCCUGCAGACAGACCGGGAUGAGGAUGGUGUUGGGGACGCCUGUGAUAGUUGCCCUGAAAUGAGCAACCCCACUCAGACAGAUAUGGACAGUGACCUGGUAGGAGACAUCUGUGACACCAAUGAGGACAGCGAUGGGGAUGGGCAUCAGGACACCAAAGACAACUGUGCCGAGAUCCCCAACAGCUCUCAGCUGGACUCAGACAACGACGGGCUGGGAGAUGACUGUGACAAUGACGAUGACAACGAUGGCAUCCCUGACUACACAGCACCUGGUCCAGACAACUGCCGCCUCAUCCCUAACCCCAACCAGAAGGACUCAGACGGGAACGGUGUGGGUGAUGUGUGCGAGGAGGACUUCGACAAUGACACGGUGGUGGACCAGCUGGACGUGUGCCCUGAGAGCGCCGAGGUGACACUGACCGACUUCCGCGCCUACCAGACCGUCAUCCUCGACCCUGAGGGGGACGCCCAGAUUGAUCCCAAUUGGGUUGUCCUCAACCAGGGCAUGGAGAUUGUGCAGACCAUGAACAGUGACCCGGGCUUGGCUGUUGGCUACACGGCCUUCAAUGGGGUGGACUUCGAGGGCACCUUCCACGUCAACACCAUCACCGACGAUGACUAUGCUGGCUUCAUCUUCAGCUACCAGGACAGCGCCAGCUUCUACGUGGUGAUGUGGAAGCAAACGGAGCAGACGUACUGGCAGGCCACCCCCUUCCGUGCUGUGGCCGAGCCAGGGCUGCAGCUCAAGGCAGUGAAGUCCUCAACGGGCCCAGGGGAGCACCUGCGCAAUGCGCUGUGGCACACGGGCCACACGCCUGACCACGUCCGCCUGCUCUGGAAGGACCCACGCAAUGUGGGCUGGCGGGACAAGACGUCAUACCGCUGGCAGCUGGCGCACAGGCCCCAGGUGGGCUACAUCAGGGUGCGGCUGUACGAGGGCCCGCGGCUGGUGGCCGACUCCGGGGUGAUCAUCGACACCACCAUGCGCGGGGGACGGCUGGGGGUCUUCUGCUUCUCCCAGGAGAACAUCAUCUGGUCCAACCUGCAGUACCGCUGCAAUGACACGAUCCCUGCCGACUUCGAGCCCUUCCGCCGGUUCCUGCUGGAGGGACGCGAGUGAGCGGCCGCGCCCGGCCCGGGCCCCCCGCCCCCCCCCCGCCCGGGGCUCUCCGAGCGCCGCCGCCCCUCCCGGCCGGGCCCCGCUCCCGGCCCACCCCCCCCUGCGGACUUUGCACUGCCGGUACCGGCGCGUGCGGCCGGCAGCGGGGCGAGCGGGGCCCCGCGGGUGGCGGGGCUGCCCCCCCUCCGCCCCCCUCUCCCGCCCUGCCCGCGGCGCUGCCUGCUGCUGCGGUCCCUGCCCGAAGUCUGGCCAUAAAGUUUUGAGUGUU